This is a messenger RNA of Anoplopoma fimbria (sablefish), 1533 nucleotides long. RefSeq names its product monoacylglycerol O-acyltransferase 3a (gene mogat3a). Gene Ontology annotation, cellular component: endoplasmic reticulum membrane. Gene Ontology annotation, molecular function: diacylglycerol O-acyltransferase activity. The transcript has 9 exons. Bases 149 to 1156 code for a protein of 335 amino acids. Gene Ontology annotation, biological process: triglyceride biosynthetic process. Lineage: Eukaryota; Metazoa; Chordata; Actinopteri; Perciformes; Anoplopomatidae. The record is from RefSeq and is a predicted model, not a curated record.
AGACAGACAGACAGACAGACAGAGAGACAGAGAGACAGACAGACAGAGAGAGAGACAGAGGGACAGACAGACAGAAGCUCCGACAUCCAGGCGGGGACACCGGGAAGUCGCAGCGCUCCAAGCCGGGCCAAGUAGCCUCACCGCCGGGAUGAAGUUGGACUUCGCCCCGCUGAACAUUCCGCUGCGGAGGAGGCUGCAGACCGCCGCGACGCUGCAGUGGGUCUUCUCCUUCCUGGCUCUAGCUCAGUGCUGUCUGGCUGCCUUCGUGCUUUUGGCUCUCUCUGAUUGGUGGAUGCUGGCCCUGCUCUAUGCUGGUUGGCUGUGGCUGGACUGGGACACGCCCACCUGUGGAGGUCGAAGGUCACAGUGGGUCCGGAGCUGGAGCGCCUGGGACUUCUUCAGGGACUACUUCCCUCUGACGCUGGUUAAAACUGUCGAUUUGGAUCCAAAGAAAAACUACAUCUUUGGAUUUCAUCCACACGGUGUGCUAGUAGCUGGGGCGUUUGGGAACUUCUGUACGGAGGCGACAGGUUUCUCUCGUCUGUUUCCUGGACUGAAGUGUCACCUGUUGAUGCUGCCGUUCUGGUUCAGGGUCCCUCUCUUUAGAGACUACAUCAUGUGUGGAGGCCUGGUGUCCAGCUCUAAGUCCAGCCUGUCUCACCUCGUCAGCCGUCCUGCAGGAGGUAACGUCGCUGUCAUCGCGGUGGGUGGAGCUCCAGAGGCUCUGGACGCUCGACCAGGAGCUUUAACACUUCAGGUUCGAAACAGGAAGGGCUUCAUCAAACUGGCCCUCAAACACGGAGCUCAGCUGGUUCCAGUCUUUUCUUUCGGAGAGAACGAGUUGUUUGAUCAGAUGGAGAAUCCCACCGGCUCUCCUCUGAGGAAGCUGCAGAACCGGCUGCAGUGCAUCAUGGGAGUAGCGUUGCCUCUGUUUCACGCCAGAGGAGUUUUCCAGUACAGCUUUGGUCUGAUGCCCUACAGGAAGCCCAUCCACACCGUCGUGGGGAAACCAAUCCCGGUGGUCCAGACUCCAAGUCCCAGCUCUGAGGACAUCGAGGGUCUUCAUGAACUUUACAUGCAGAAUCUGACAGAACUGUUCGAACAGCACAAACACAAAUAUGGUCUGGGCGAACAUCAGCAUCUGACCUUCAUAUGACCUUGAUAUUAAACACCUGACCUUCAUAUGACCUUGAUAUUAAACACCUCACCUUCAUAUGACCUUGAUAUUAAACACCUGACCCUCAUAUGACCUUUAUAGAAACACCUGGCCUUCAUAUGACCUUGUUCAGGGGGUCUGAAGGGGAACCACUGUAUUGAUUGAUCCCUCUGUUGAGCUCUAUUGAUAAAGAGCUAGCAUGCUAACACUGAAUGAGUGAAGAACAUUAACGCUGUAGCUUUAUCUGUAAUCAUUAAAUAUACUACGAGUGUAUGAGUGACUGAUUAAUGAUGAGCUCAUGGUACCGGGGGUAUAUAUUUGUGUGUAUACAUAUAUAUAUAUAUAUAUAUAUAUAUAUAUAUAUAUAUAUAUAUAUA